Gossypium arboreum is the source of this 3680-nucleotide messenger RNA. Its product is annotated as TMV resistance protein N. Gene Ontology annotation, biological process: defense response; signal transduction. The transcript is spliced from 6 exons. Lineage: Eukaryota; Viridiplantae; Streptophyta; Magnoliopsida; Malvales; Malvaceae. Gene Ontology annotation, molecular function: ADP binding; protein binding. Bases 122 to 3397 code for a protein of 1091 amino acids. The record is from RefSeq and is a predicted model, not a curated record.
AAGAACAUCCAUCACUCAUUUGUAAAUAUUAUCCAUAUCCAUUUUGGAAAAUAAAUGAUGGGAAAUAUUGCUCUGAUUUUGAACUUCCGAUUGAGAUAUCUUUUUCUUCUCAGACAUCCUCAUGUCUUCCCCAUCUAUUUCUAGACAUAAAUAUGAUGUUUUCUUGAGUUUUAGAGGUGAAGAUACUCGCAAGAACUUCACUGAUCAUCUUUACGAUGCUCUAAAAAGGAAUGGAAUCGUCACUUUCAGGGAUGAGCCAAAGCUGGAGGCCGGCAAAGGGAUUGCACCUGAACUCUUCAAAGCAAUUCAACAAUCAUGGUGCUCGGUAAUUGUUUUUUCUAAAACCUAUGCCUUUUCAAGUUGGUGCUUGGAGGAGCUUGCUGAGAUUGUUAAACAAAAAAACGAGAAGGGUCAUAAAGUAUUUCCAAUUUUUUACGAUGUUAAUCCAUCCGAUUUAAGAAAACAGAAAGAGAAAGUUGAUGAAGCCUUUGCCAAACACGAAGAGAGAUACAGAGAAGAUAAAGAGAAGAUCCAAAGGUGGCGAAAUGCUUUAACUGAAGUAGCUAACACCAAGGGAUGGCAUUUACAUAAUAGGCAUGAAUCAGAAUUUAUUGGAGACAUUGCUAAGAAGAUAUCAGCAAAAUUAUGUCAGAUAUAUUCAGUUGUUCAUGAUGAGUUAGUUGGAAUUAAUCUAUCUUUGGAGGAGUUGUAUUCAAAAAUAGACAUUGGGGAAGACGAUGUCCGCGUUAUAGGAAUUUGCGGAAUGGGUGGCAUCGGUAAGACAACUCUUGCAAGGGUUGUUUACACUCAAAUUUCACCUCAUUUUGAAGGUAAAAGCUUUCUUGCUGAUGUUCGAGAAGUUUCAAACAAAUGGGGACUUGUUUCUUUACAGAAACAACUUCUUUCCCUAAUCUUGCUUGACGAAUGCUUCAAUUUUUUCAAUGUCUAUGAAGGGAAUGCCGUAAUUAGCCACAAAUUGUCUCGUAAAAAGGUUCUUAUUGUUCUUGAUGAUGUUGAUAACAUACAACACUUGAAAUGCUUGGUUGGAAGGCGUGAUUGGUUCGGUUUAGGGAGUAGAAUCAUUGUAACAACAAGAGAUGAGCAUUUGUUGCGAUCUUACCGAGUUGAUGAUGUGUACAAACCUACAACAUUGAAUCUUAAAGAUGCGCUUCGGCUUUUCAAUUUGAAAGCUUUCGAUGAUGAUACAAUACCAACAGAAGAUUUUAUUGAGCUUUCUAAACAUGUUGUACGUUAUGCUGGUGGUCUCCCCUUAGCUCUUGAAGUUUUGGGUUCCUUUUUGUGCGGUAGAGAUGCUUUUCAAUGGAGAAGUGCAAUUGAAAGACUUAAACUAGAUUCUAAUAAAGAAAUUAUCAACAGACUUCAAAUAAGCUUUGAUGGAUUGGAAGAAAGGGAGAAAAAUAUAUUUCUAGAUAUAGCAUGCUUCUUCAAUGGAGAGGAGAAAAAUCUUGUAAUGAAAGUAUUGGAUGGUUGUAAGUUUUUCCCAGAGAUUGGAAUCGAUGUUCUUAUCAAGAAAUCUCUCAUAAAAGUCAAUGAACACAACACACAUUUGUGGAUGCAUGAUUUAUUGCAAGAAAUGGGAAGAAAAGUUAUCAAAGAAAAAUGUAUUGAUGAACCAGGAAAACGUUGUAGAUUGUGGGAAGAAAGAGACGUUUAUCAUGUCUUAAUGAAAAACACUGUAAGCCAUUCAACAAAGUUUAUAUACUAUUUUUUUAUUCAACCUCUAACCAAUAUAAUGUAUAAACUUAAGGUUUAUUCUAAUUCAUCUAUAGCUACCAACGUGAUUGAAGGCAUGAUUAUUGACAAUAAAAGGGAAUCAAGCAAGACAUUUAAUUUGAACGAUGAUACCUUCUCAAAGAUGAAAAAGUUGAGAUUGCUCAAAGUCCUUUGCCCCACAAAUUGUGAUGAUCUCAAAUAUCUUUCCAAUGAGCUACGACUUUUAAAUUGGAUAAGAUAUCCUUUAAGAUCCUUGCCUUUAAGCUUCCAACCGGACCAUCUUGUUGCACUUCUCUCACCAUUCAGUUGCAUUGAACAAUUAUGGAAUGGAAAUAGACCCAUGUAUAAGUUGAAAGUGAUCAACCUUCAAGGGUCCCUAAACCUAAUCAAGACACCAGACUUCACAAUGGCCCCAGAUCUUGAAAUUCUGGUUUUGGAAGGUUGUACAAGAAUUGUAAAAGUUCAUCCAUCCUUGGGAGUUCUUAAGAGGCUUAAACUUUUAAAUUUAAGAGGGUGCAAAAGUCCUAGGAGUCUUCCAACCAAAAUUGGAAUGGAAUCUCUCGAAACGUUAAUUCUUUUGGGCUGCUCAAAUCUUGUAAGGUUUCCGGAGAUGGAAGGGAAAAUGGAAUGUCUAAAAACUCUUAAUCUUUCUGGUUGUUGUAAAGUUGAAAUUUUUCCAGAGAAUUUGAAGCAAGUAGAAUAUUUGGAAGAGCUGGACUUAAGUGAAACAAGCAUAAGAGAACCACCAUCCUUCAUUUUUCAAUUGAAAAAUCUUAAAGUUCUGUCUUUCAAUGGAUGCAAGGGACCAUCUAAGUUACAACAAAAUCUUCCUUCUCCUUUCAAGGAAACCGAAAUAGGAAGGACAAGUUCUAUGCCUCUGGCGUUGCCUUCGUUGUCAAGUUUGAGUUCAUUAAGAGAGUUGAAGCUAAGGUACUGCAAUCUUCGUGAAGGAGAUAUUCCUAGUGAUAUUUUUUGCCUAUCCUCCUUGACAGAUCUUGAUCUUAGUGGUAACAAUUUCAUCAGCAUACCUGCGUCUCUUACUCGACUUCCCAAGCUUAAACUUCUUAUGUUAACAAAUUGCAAAGAGCUUAAAUCGUUGCCUGAGCUUCUAACAAGUAUAGCAAGAGUCUGCAUAGAUGGUUGUGCUUCACUCGAAGUAGUUGCAAGUCCAUCAAAAGUAAGCAAUUUAUUCGAUUUAGCUUCCAUUAAAGCCAUUAACUGCUACAGAUUGGCUGAAAACAUCAAGACGUUAACAUUGUUGAAAAAACAUCUCAAGGCAUUUGCAAAUUCAAGACAAAUGUUUGAUGUUAUCAUACCUGGAAGUGAAAUCCCAGAAUGGUUUAGCCAACAUAGAGGUGGCUCUACAAUUAGGAUACCUCUACCACUCAAUAUUCAGAAUGAUAGUCAAUGGAUUGGAGUAGCUUCCUGUUGCAUUUUUGUCAAUGAUGAUGCUUCCCGGGAUAAGUUUAUCAACUGCAGAGCUGUUAUCCAUUGUAGAAAUUCUGGACAAGCCGGUCGAAAUGAAUCUGUCUUUCGAGAUACAGAUCUUCGAUGCGUCGAUGCAGGUAGUUGGUUGUUUGGGAAACGUUUUAACCAGCCCAUAACGAAGGAUCACCUAUUUUUCGAUAUUGGUCGCGUGAUAAAUUAUAUCCAUUUUCCUUAGAGGAUAAAUGUGGUGAAUGUGAAAUUAAUAAUUUAUGGACAAUAGAUUGCUUAGAUCAGGAAUGCGAUGAGCUUGAAUUGUCUUUCACAGACCCGGAUGUUCCCUGUGUUAAGGUGAAGAAGUGUGGUGUUAGAAUGGUGUAUGAGAAAGAUUUGGAAGACAUAAAAGAGCUGCAUAGCCAUGCCACUCACUGUUCUCCAAAUCUUGAAGAUGUCCAUCAACACUCUGCUGAUAACGAUGGAUCAAUAGAUUCAAUAGGUAGCACUUCCCUUGUAAAACAAAA